Messenger RNA from Dichomitus squalens LYAD-421 SS1, 2862 nucleotides. RefSeq lists its product as uncharacterized. Bases 1 to 2862 code for a protein of 953 amino acids. The record is from RefSeq and is a predicted model, not a curated record. Lineage: Eukaryota; Fungi; Basidiomycota; Agaricomycetes; Polyporales; Polyporaceae. Gene Ontology annotation, cellular component: nucleus. The transcript has 8 exons. Gene Ontology annotation, molecular function: RNA polymerase II CTD heptapeptide repeat phosphatase activity.
AUGUCCUCUCCGACAGAACUCAAACUUCCUACCACCCUACCCUACCCCAUCAAGCUCCUCUCCCUCGCCGCACACCCCAACACCCAAGUACAGCGCGGCACACGCCUCCUCGACUACUCCUUCGCGUACGUCAACCCCGACGGACGCACAGAAUCCAGAUUCGGCACAUGGGACUCGCCCCUCGACGGCACCCUCACCCGCUGGGCAUUCAAGAAGGGCGAAGUCAUCCAGCGAUCCCGCGCGGACGCAUCCCCGGCCGUGUACAUCCUCGAACCGUGCAAACAUGGCAUCGUCUUCGGCGGACUCUGCGGCAUCUGUGGGAAGGACCUCACAAGGUGCGUAUUGCCACCUUCCCGCAUUCUCUCGUUCCAUGCGCUCACGCUUCCGCUCCUCCGCAGGUCUGAUUACCUCGGGAGCCAGAUCGACCAGGGCGGGGCGACGAUCCCCAUGACCCACGACCGCGACGGCCCCACCGUCUCCCUCGAGGAGGCACAGCGCAUCGAACGCGACACCGCACAGCACCUCUACCGCUCCCGCAAGCUCUCGCUUAUCGUCGAUCUCGAUCAGACCAUCGUCCACGCCACCGUCGACCCCACGGUCGGCGAGUGGAUCGCCGAGGGCGAGGCCUGGGAAGCGCGCCAGACGAAGAAGGCCGAGGUGGCGGCGACGGCAGAGAAGGAGGAGGGCGAGAAGGAGGACGACGCAGACGCGGACGAAGACGAGGUAAAUCCGAAUUGGGAGGCACUGAAGGACGUCAAGAAGUUCAGGCUGGGUCCGGAGGCGCUUGGGCAGCCGCAUCAGCGAGGGUCGAAGGGGAAGGGGAAGGAGAAGACGAUCGAGCAGGAUGGCUGCAUGUACUAUAUCAAACCACGGCCCGGACUGCUGGACUUCUUGCAGACGAUGGCGACCAAGUAUGAGAUGCACGUUUAUACGAUGGGCACGCGUGCUUACGCAGAGGAAGUCUGCGCGGCCAUCGAUCCCGGCGGCAAGAUCUUCGGUAACCGCAUCCUGUCCCGGGACGAGAGCGGCAGUCUGACGCAGAAAAGCCUGCAGCGGCUGUUCCCCUGCGACCAAUCGAUGGUCGUGAUCAUCGACGACCGCGCCGACGUCUGGGAGUGGUCCCCGAACCUUGUCAAGGUUAUCCCUUACGACUUCUUCGUCGGCAUCGGUGACAUUAACUCCGCCUUCCUCCCCAAACUCGAGCCCCUCGCACCCGCCGUGCCCCCUCCGCCCCCACCCACCACAGCAGCCGUCGACGCGGACAGCGGUGACGACGAAGGUGACGUGACGUUGGUCGUCCCUAACGACGACGACGACGAAGACGAUAACGAUAACGACGCCGAAGACACGGACGCGGAGGACGACGUGCUAGAGGCGUCCGACCGGCCGUCCUCGCCGCCGGCCGACGACGAGCUGUCCGAGGCGCAGAAGGACGAGAUGCUGUCGGCGAACACGCUCGCGCUGGAGGCGCAGGUGGAGGAGCGGCCGCUAGCGAAGAAGCAGGAGGCGCUGCUGGAGACAGCGAACGGGGAGGCGGAGGCGGAGUCGUCUGGCGCGAGCGUGGGCGGUGCUGACAGGCAAAACGGGCACGCACCUGCGGUGGCGGCAGCAGCGGGGCAGCAGGAGAGGAAGGAGAGGCCGGUGCGCAAGGCGCUGCUGAAGAACGACGACAAGGAGUUGGACCGGGUGCAGCAGAUUCUGGAGCUCGUCCACGAGCGGUUCUACGCCGCGUACGAGGCGCGGAGGCGUGAGGAGGGCGCGCAGUCUCCGAGGAAGAAGGCGGGGAGGCGGCACGAAGCGCCUGUGGAACAUGACGUUCGGACGAUCAUUCCGCGAAUACGGAUGGACACGCUGGCGGGGGUGCACAUACUGUUCACGGGGGUGAUACCGCUCAACCAGCGACCAGAAACGGCGGAGAUCUGGAAGACGGCGACGGCGUUCGGCGCACAGUGCCACACGGACCUCGGGAAGCACAUCACGCACGUCGUGACGAACAAGGACAACACGCAGAAGGUGGACGCGGCGCGGCGCUACGCGGACGUGCGGAUCGUGUGGCUGAACUGGCUGACGGACUCGCUCGCGCUGUGGCAGAGGCAGGACGAGACGCCAUACCUGCUCCACCCGGCGCCGCAGGGGGAAGAGGAGGGGGGCAGGGCAGCGGCGGUUGGGAGUCCUCCCUCGGAUGCUCACCAGAUUAGUUCUGACCCGGACCCCGACGCAGAUGACUGGGACGAGCUGCUCGUCGUCGACUCUUCUGGCGCCGGGGAGGGAAGCGGGAGCAGGGUGCUCGGCGCGCUCGGGGUCGAGGGACCGGAACCCGCUGCCAAGCCGCGGAUCGCGCUGGACGAGGUGGACUGGGCGGCGAUCAACGACGAGGUCGAGGAGGCCAUGAACGAGAGCGACGACGAGGAGGGGGGCAGCGUGAAGAGUGUCGACGACGAGGGGUCGUGGACGGACGAGACGAACAGCAUUAUCAGGUGCGUUGGUAGCACGACGUCGUCGCCCCGGAUGAAGCGGAAACGCGUCCGGAGCCUGACGCCCUCGGAGAUCGGCUCGCUGAACGGCGCGGACUCGGACGUUUUGCGGUCCCCGCUCGCGAAGCGCAAGAAGCUCGCCGCGGACCGGUCGGGCGCGUCGCGGCUCAAGGAGGCGUUCACGGCGGAGCAGCUGCGCGGGGUCGCGUCGCGCAGGACGAGCGAGAACGGGAGCAGCAAGGGCAGCCGGCGGUCGUCGCCGAUGAACGCCAUUGGGGAAGACGACGAGGAUGACACGGACGAGGACGAUGACGAGGACGGGACGAGCGACGGGAACAUGAUCGACGACGACUUCUUAGCACGCGAGCUUGAGGAGGAGUGGGGAUAG